AUGGAUGACACAAUCGAGCUUACCUUUAAGUUACUAAAUGAAGAUAGCUUCAAACUCACACUCUCAUUGGACACGACAGUUGAAGACUUGAAAAAUCUGGUUCAUAUUGAAUCGGGGAUUGAGCCGGCAAAUCAACGCCUAAUACACCAGGGCCAACUGCUCAAAGAUAAUAAGAAAAUUCAUGACUAUCCCAUUGCCAACAACCAUACCAUCCACAUAGCAUCGGUUGAAGCUUCUCCCGGGACCAACAACCAAUCCAGUGCCAACAAUGCAACCAAUACUAACAAUAAUGCUGCUAAUCCUGGGAGUGGCGGGAAUCACUGGACCAAUACCUUCCCAUUCCUACUUGGUCAAAUGCAAGUUACCAGAUUAGGGACGGACCAGGGUGGAAACAGUGUUUCCUGGGAUAGUAACACCUCCUCGGGGGACAUCGAAGGUACAGCAUCGCAAAUUCUCAAUGGCGUAGUCAGUUCCAUACUUGGAAAUUUCGUGCCUGCUGCUACUAACCGACACGUAAAUCAACAACAAACUACACAACCUUCUGAUCAACGCGACUGUACUACUGCCGCUCAGGUGGUUAACGAGGAACAUGCAAAUGCUGCUGCAGUGGAACCGGAUGAGAUCACUGAUUUGCCUGAAAACUUGGAAAAUGAGGGGAGACAACCAAGAUUCGGUCAAAUGUUCAUGGGCCAAGUCAACGGCUUGCCUGUUACGGUACUAGGAGGUGUAGCCCCAGUAGCCGCCAAUUUAAAUUCUGUUGACACACAAAAUCUGUUUACUUCUAUUUUUGGUUCUCAAACGCGCAGAGCUACUAGACAAGCGGAUAAUGUCCAAAACCUCACCCAAGCGGAGCACAGCAUAAAUGUUACAGGAACUGAUUAUACGAAUCCGUCGGAAUAUCAUAACCAAAUAUCCACCACGCUAAGAGAUGCAAUCACUGCGCUUAGCAGUGCCAAAUCCAAAGUAGACGAUUUGUUGCCUUCCACAGCCACAGGAAAUAAUAACACAGGUGAAAAUGUGCAUAACAAUGGCUACACGCAAAGCAGUACAAUUUAUGUGGAUUCGAGAAGUCUAUCCCAGAGGUUGCCCUGGCAAACACUGGGCCAGUUAGUGGAGUUACUGGAGCUGGAAACGGGAUGGAGGUUGCCUACUUACUAUCAGUUGAAUGAAUCCCAAGGUACAGAUAAUAGGUGGGCCGCUCCCAACGUUCCAGACCCAAUGGCACUGUUUAUCAACAUAUUCCAGCAGUCUAUCAGCAUAUCCGUCACUGUACUAAACCACGUGGCUGAGUGGCAAAAGAGCUCUUCAAGACUCGAUGCCCCUACUUUAGCUAGAUCAGCGGCAAUUUGUGGAUUGCUUGCUUCCAUAAAUGGCAAUUUAUCAUCAUUUUUGGCUUGGCUACUCAAUAUCAUGUCCAGAUCCGUUGAGCCAUCGGUCCUAACCAAUGCCAUGGCUUGGUCUGAGGCUGGAGCUCAGCCCUCAGCUCCAGUUACGGACAACGCUGAGACAGGAAGUUCCGUUAAUGCUAGUGCUAACGGUCCAAUUGAAAUGCCUAUUGCUCAAAGCAAUUUAUCUAAUGGAAGUGACGCUAACACAGCAAGUUCUGUAAUAGAAUUUAGGGGAGUAGCUGGUUCAAGGCAUCGUGCUUGGACCCAAUCUGUAGGAAAUUUUACUAAGCAGUUGAUUAAAAUAUCCGAGUACAAGAACAAUUUUUCUGAAGUUUACCGUAGCAGUGGAUCAGAGUCAUUUUUAUCUAAUAUUUGA
Messenger RNA from Babesia microti strain RI, 1764 nucleotides. Its product is annotated as ubiquitin-like protein, putative. The transcript has 3 exons. Gene Ontology annotation, cellular component: BAT3 complex. Bases 1 to 1764 code for a protein of 587 amino acids. The record is from RefSeq and is a predicted model, not a curated record. Gene Ontology annotation, molecular function: polyubiquitin modification-dependent protein binding; misfolded protein binding. NCBI's taxonomy places the organism in Eukaryota, Apicomplexa, Aconoidasida, Piroplasmida, Babesiidae.